AUAUAUUUUGGCUUGCUGAUUUUUCUCAGAUGGUUUUUAUGAAGGGCCCAGUGAAGUUGCUGUGUUGUGUGAAGGUUUAUAGCUGCCUUAAAUAAGUGAGCUUCCCACCAAGAGAGGGAGAUGUUCUCCUGCAGUUUCGGGCUGAUAAGUGAAGAGUUGCCAGAAGUUCCUGUACUUUACAGAGAUGUCUCGUCCCUUUUGCUAAUCCAGAUUUUAACCAUGCCUCAGCCAUUGCGCAAAGAACACUUCACCUGCAUUGUAAAGGUGCUGUUUACUCUAUUGUACACCCAAGCCUUGGCAGCACUUUCUGUUAAAUGCAGCACUGAAGAUAGGAUGGCAUGGAAGCAGUCAGGAGCUCUCAAAAAGAAUACAUGCAAUGGAGAAAAAUCUUGGGAAGUAUUGCUGGGUCAUGUGGUGAGCGAGCUGUCUAUAGGAAAGAUAUAUGAAGAACAAGAGACUGAUGAAUUAACAGUGGUAAAUCCUGAUUCUGUAGAGUGCUAUCUGCAGCAGUUCUGCCUACCUUUCCUCAGGAUCACCAGCCUACUUCAACACCAUCUUUUUGGUGGGGAAUUACCUAGUUGCCAGGAAGAUGAAGAAUUCACAGUUCUUGCAAACUGUCUGGGUCUGUUACCAUCUUUUCAGUCAUCUGAUGAAUUCACCAGUGCCUCUUGUCUUGAUUGGCCAGUGCCAGCAUUUGACAUGAUAUCACAAUGGUGCUCAGAGUUGGCUUCAUUUGCAGACAGACAUCCAGAUCAAGUAAAGGCUUUGCUUAUCCAGGAGCCUAAGUGGGACUUACCACGUCUCCUUCAGUUGCCUGAGAAUUAUAAUACCAUUUUUCAGUAUUAUCACAGAAAGACUUGUACUGUUUGUACCAAGGUUCCUAAAGAUCCUGCUGUUUGUCUAGUUUGUGGUACUUUUGUAUGCUUGAAAGGAUUAUGCUGCAAACAACAGAGUUACUGUGAAUGUGUACUGCAUUCACAAAACUGUGGAGCUGGGACAGGAAUAUUUCUUUUGAUUAAUGCGUCUGUAAUCAUCAUCAUAAGAGGCCAUCGUUUCUGCCUUUGGGGCUCUGUUUAUCUAGAUGCACAUGGUGAAGAAGACAGAGAUCUUAGGCGUGGCAAACCUCUCUACAUAUGCAAGGAAAGAUACAAAGUGCUUGAGCAGCAGUGGGUGUCUCAUACUUUCGAUCAUAUCAAUAAAAGAUGGGGGCCACAUUAUAAUGGCUUGUAAAUCACCAUCAUCUUCAUACCAUAUCAUCGCUGUUACCACGAAUGAAUGCAUCUUGACUGACAAUAGCUUUAAAUGAAUGGGAGUUCAGCUCUUUGCCUCGGGGUAGAGUGGGGAAUGGGCAUAAAAGGGAAAUGGAACUUGGUCAACACGUGAAAUUUUUGCAUAAUAUGCUGCUGUUGCUAUUAAAUAGUCAUAUAAUAAUUUGAAAUUAAAUCCUCAAAAUGGUGUGAGCAAUGAUUGCACUCAGUAGUCCUACUUUUUUUUGUCCGAUAUUGUUAAGAAGCACAAGUUUUACUUACAGUUGUUUAGAGGCUCCAGGGAUAGCUGUCAAGUUUUUAUUUUUCUCUGCGUGGAGUUGAGUUUUUAGCAAUUUUUGCUGAAACUGUAUAUGUGUACUACAUCUUCUGUGUUGGAUAAUUUCUUUUGCCUUUCUUGUGUUGGUUUGAGGUUUUUUGCUUGGUAUGCAUUUGUAAUUAGACAUGAAUUGUACAAUGAUUGUGAGACUGCAUGGUAACAAUUGGUCUGAAAGUUGAAUUUUAAAGAUUAUUUCACUUACCACAAGAAGUCUGCUGAAAUAUUUCAGGCAUUACUGAAAACUUAUGCUUUCUCAGGAAUUUCAUACUUUUUUUUUUUUUUUUCUUCCUGACUCUUCCAUAUCAAUUGAAUAAACCAUUAGUGAUAACACAUACAAAAGUUGCUGUAUAUAGGGAAUCAGCAUGGCACCUGACACAGCAGAUUCCAAUCAUAAGUGUAACAGCCAUAAGCCUGUCUCUCAUUACAGACCAGACGUAUGUUUCAGAAUUAUUGGUUUGAAAAUGUGCGGGCUGUUCUACAAAGGAAACAAUUUUGUAUCUUUCCUGUCAUUUCAGGAGGUUCUUCUAUUGCAUUUGUUCAGAAUAAUCAAUAUUCUUUCUGCUUGGUUUUCCAAAGGACAGGAAAAAGAAACCAAAACAAAAAAAACUCGAGGGGUAGCCUAUGUGAACACAUAAUGCAUAUGCAGCCUCGCUGGAAGAAUGCCAGAUCAGUUCAUGUUUAGAGGGCUAAAACAAUUCAAGAGAACAGGCCAGACUGGACUAAACCCCGCUCUGUGUACACUGGCAGGAAAGAUUACAAUUAAAAUACUGGUAUGUAACAUAUCGCUACUGAUGUUUUUCCACAGGUGUUGGACAUGUUGGCUAUUUCAUACAGCACUACCAAGCAGUUCCUGGUAUUUUUGACUUUCGUAGCUUGUGUGUAAAAUAAAAUUUGUAUGUGUAAAAUAAAAACAUCUUAUGAUAAAAAAAUGUAUACAAUGAAAACAGUUCCCCAGUGGAAGUCAUUACUUAGUGAAAAGUGUAUAGGAGAAACAAAAUGACUGUGUAGUAAUCAAGGAGAAUAGACAGAAGGAAAAGUGACUAAAUACAAUGAAUUUUUCUGGAUAACUGCAACUCAAAAACCCCCCACAAUAACGGAUGCUGGUUUUUAUACAUACGUAUAAAUAUAUAUAUAUAUAUUUCAAAAGUAUUACAGUACUUCCUGUAAGAUUAAAAUUACUGUUUCACCAAUUAAACAGCUGUGUCUUUUCCAAAAUAUUACUUUUUUGAUACUGUAUUAUAAGUUCUGCCUGUAAUAUUUUUGCAUUGCUCAUUAUGAGUAUCAGGCCAUUUUGUAAGUGUGGUUGAGAAGCAAAAAGUUUCUUUACAUCUCCAGCAUAACAUUAUUACAGGGCUCAUGAACUUGAGUAAUCCUUAGUUUGAAGCACCGAUGCUAUAUUCACACGAGAUAACGUAUCCAGAAUUUGAUUACUGUGUUCUAUUUGAAAUGGAGCGUUCUCUGGUUGUGCAUAUGGAUGUGAAUUAAACUAAUAGCCUUAACUUUAACAUUGGGGUAUUUCAUAGUGUUUAUUUUAGUACUGGUGGAUUAGUCACCAGUCAAUUUAAAAACACAAAAAAAUUACUAUGUUGAAAAUUGUACUUGAAUAUCCUUGCAUGCUGCUAAACAAGAAUUUUGAUUUCCCCCAUUACUUUUUUUUAUCCUGUUUUAUGAAGCUAACUUUGAAAAAAUAACAGGUCCAAACUAGAGUGGCGUGUGUAUGCAUUACUCAAAUGUUCUGGUGUGAUAUCCUGUAGGAAUGAUCAUUUAAGUACAGUACAUUACUGUAGAAUAUAAAUCUAUCUUUAAAAUGCAUCAGAGAACUACAAAACUAGGAAUACAGUAAUCGGCAUUGUAAGAUAUGUUAAUAAAAGUCUCCUGUCAAUCUG
Molecule: messenger RNA, 3470 nt
Organism: Meleagris gallopavo (turkey)
Lineage: Eukaryota; Metazoa; Chordata; Aves; Galliformes; Phasianidae
Source: RefSeq, a predicted model, not a curated record